UUUUUUUUUUUUUUUGGCUGUUUCAGAAUUCACACAUUUCUUCCUUGUAAAUAUAUAUACAUAUAUGGUACCUAAUGAUGCUGAUAGCGAAGCAGGCUGUAAGCUGCUUGACUCCUUUGCUAUAUUUGUUCAACUUAUGUUGGCUGGCCUGGCCUUUUCUACACUUUAUAUUAAACGACAAAGGGAAUCACCACAACGGCCACUCUUGAUUUGGUCCUUCGAUGUCAGCAAACAGCUAAUAGGCGGUGGCGUUGUGCACACACUGAAUGUAUUAGCUUCACAUAUCUUUGGCAAGAGUCUAGAAGGCGAGCCUCAAUCCAAUCCUUGUGUAUGGUAUUUUCUCAAUAUUUUUAUAGACACAACAUUUGGUGUAUUGAUUAUUUGGAGUGUCUUGUCCAGCGUUAAGUUUAUAACAGAGUUUUAUCGACUUCCUGGAUUUCAAAGCGGUGUUUAUGGAGAACCGCCCCUUGUGAAUCAAUUACAAGUAUGGGCAAAGCAGCUGGGUGUCUAUGUGCUAGCAUUAGUGACGAUGAAAGUAGUCGUUUUGAUCUUGUUUGCAAUCUGUCCCUGGCUAGAAAAUUUCGGUAAAUGGGUACUCUCUUGGACCAUGGGCAAUUAUCGACUCCAAGUCCUGUUUGUCAUGCUAAUUUUCCCUCUUUUAAUGAACAUCAUUCAAUUCUGGAUUGUAGACACUAUUGUCAAGAACAAACCAACAAGAGCAAUUCAAUUAGACCAAGAACAAGACGAUCUAUUAAUUUCUGACGGGGAAUAUGUUCCACAAGAUACUUUGUAUUCAAGCGAGGAGGAUGCAACUUCUAUCUCUUCUUUCCAUAUUCAACAUACAAGUGCCGCGAAAGCUAAUCUUCAUCGAACUGAAUCUAAUCUGAGCACUGUUUCUGCUGACAGUCUAUAUGAACUAAGAACAAGCAAAUACCCUCAAGAAUAAAAUUCGUUAUCCGGGGGAGUUUCCGGAUAAAAUAAACUCGUC
Molecule: messenger RNA, 988 nt
Organism: Gilbertella persicaria
Lineage: Eukaryota; Fungi; Mucoromycota; Mucoromycetes; Mucorales; Choanephoraceae
Product: vacuolar membrane protein-domain-containing protein
Exons: 4
Coding region: 65-946 (293 amino acids)
Cellular component (GO): membrane
Source: RefSeq, a predicted model, not a curated record